Messenger RNA from Phycomyces blakesleeanus NRRL 1555(-), 306 nucleotides. RefSeq lists its product as hypothetical. The coding region runs from base 1 to 306 and encodes 101 amino acids. The transcript is spliced from 3 exons. The record is from RefSeq and is a predicted model, not a curated record. NCBI's taxonomy places the organism in Eukaryota, Fungi, Mucoromycota, Mucoromycetes, Mucorales, Phycomycetaceae.
AUGGACUUUUUAGUUUUUGUGUCAGGGUACAAUUUCAUUUUAGUACCUGUUACUGUUAUACACAUUUUUGUGUUUUUGGAAUACAAAAUCACAUACAGUGAGGGGCUUCUCAAGCGCCCGACAAGACCCAAAAGUUUGUCCAGGAUUUCCUUAUACAAAUUGGACGGAGUUUCUAUAAUUAGUAAUCAUGGACAAAGUUUUGUCCAGGCAAAAAGUGAAAUCCAAAGUUUUGUCCAGCGAUUACUAAUUUUGGAAACUCCGGCCAAUCCGUAUAAGAAAAUCCUGGACAAACUUUUGGGUCUUUGA